Miscanthus lutarioriparius is the source of this 339-nucleotide messenger RNA. The record is from the annotation of a GenBank genome assembly. Lineage: Eukaryota; Viridiplantae; Streptophyta; Magnoliopsida; Poales; Poaceae.
AUGGCGACGGCGGCGUCCCGCCUGCUCCAGCUUCUGCGCCGGCCAGCCACGAGACGCAGCGCCCAGCCACGUGCGUGUCUCUCAACUCCCUCGUCGCCUUCGCCUUUGCCGUCCCCCGGUGUGCAGCUGGUGGAGGAGGUUGAAGAUGCAGCGCCCAGCCACGAGGUCCGCGACAAUCCUCCUAAGGACCAGCCGGUGGUGGACGACGUGGCGGCGGAGGUCCUGGGGCUGAAACCUCCUCCAAACCCCAGCCCCCAGCCAAAGCAAUCAGACGGCCAAUUCAAACAUCAUGGGGUACCACCGGCUGAGCAUGGUGGUGGCAGCCAUCAUCACCACUGA